Molecule: messenger RNA, 1112 nt
Organism: Kogia breviceps (pygmy sperm whale)
Lineage: Eukaryota; Metazoa; Chordata; Mammalia; Artiodactyla; Physeteridae
Source: RefSeq, a predicted model, not a curated record
CCCAAACUGCAAUGGGCUUCCUUUUCCCAGUUAGUCCAGGCACCAUGCUUGCGGUAUUUGAGAAAAUCGCAAGACCUGUGGUCCAACACAUGGACACUGGUGGGGAUAUGGUUGCUGUCAGAAGCCUCACUGAUGCUAACAGAUUCCACUGCUUCUAUCUGGUGAAGGAGAGAAGACGUUUCUUUGGAUACCAAUAUGAUAAGAGGUCUCUCACCGUGUAGGACAUCCUGGAGAUGGACAAGGGUGAAGGGCUGUUUGAUAAGCUGGUUCCUGGGCUCCAAGGUCAAGAGGUUACGUCCCAAGUUAUGGACAGCGUAGACUCAAAGGGAAGUUGGACAGUGAAAUUACCCCAAGAAAAAACACUUGAAGUGGUAAUAACAUUCUCCAGGUCCCCGGAGCAGGGCAUCGAGUUAUCAAAGACCCAGAUACUCCAGAAAUUCCUGGAUUCCCUUAAGAACAAAAAACUGAAGAGGAAACUGCUCCCUACGUUCCAGUCAAUCCAGGCGAUGAGAGAAGACCUUUAUCUAGUGACGGAAACUCUGAAGACGACAAAGACUGUAAUCCUGAAAAGUGAAAAGCAAUAUAUUUUGGGGGACCCAAUGAAAUGUUUUGGCCUCCAAUAUGAACACAAGCACCAAACGGAAGUGACCAUCACCCCUGAGAAGGUCCUGGGCUAUCGAGUAAAGCAGCUCGUCUUCCGCAACGCAGAGGGUACGGAGUCUUUCCCUGAUGGGAAGUCCUUGAGUUUGGAGGAUUUCCCAAGCAUGGAGGAGAGGAUACAGGACAUGGUACGAGUCCUCCAGGAUCCGACUGAGGAGAGCAAAGAGGUGCUAAGCUGCUUCACCAAGUGCCUCAGCAAGGAUGAAGAGCUGCAGGAUCUAGAGCGAAGGGUGUCUGAGGUCCGGCGCUCCGGGGAGCUACAGAUGGAAGGCCCAGCAGAUUUUACAGUCUGGUGGGUUUCCUUCCAGGUAGAGCCUAUCCUGGAGCAGAAGUGGGGUGAGCAGCCCCGCGAUGUGGGCUGUGACCCUGAGGAAUGGACUCUCUGUGCCCUCUACGUUGUCGUCUCCAUCCUGCUGCAGCUGGGUGAGAAGUCUACCUCUGUGUCUUCCUAA